CUUGUUUUCAACUUAUAAAUAAGUUGCGCAAACCGGUUCUUAAAUAAAAUUCUUGAUUUUCUUAUCAGUUAUCAUUGAGCAUUCAAAAAGCAAAUAGGCUCCAAUUUGAAUACGUUUCUGUUGAUUUUAAGGAAUACAGUUUAUUACAUCGUUAAAAUGGCAUCAAAAUCUUUGUUAAAACUAAUCAGUUCGUCAAAUAAAUUGGUGAUCAACAAAAAUGUGUUCAAUUCAAUGAAAUAUUAUUCAUCAAUUGCAGCAAAUUAUGAACUCAUCAAAGUGGAAAAAGCAGGAGCCAAAAAUAACGUAGGACUCAUAACCUUAAACAGGCCUAAAGCUUUGAAUGCCCUCUGCGACAAACUCAUGACUGAGGUAGCCCAAGCCUUAGACACUUUAGAAGCCGAUAAAGAUGUUGGUGCUAUCAUCAUAACUGGAAGUGAAAAAGCAUUUGCUGCUGGCGCUGAUAUCAAAGAAAUGGAGUCCUACACUUACUCCAAGUGUGUCAGUGGUAACUUCCUAGAACAAUGGAACAGGGUUGCCAAAACCGUCAAGCCAGUUAUAGCAGCUGUGAAUGGUUACGCUCUUGGUGGUGGUUGCGAACUAGCUAUGAUGUGCGAUAUAAUCUAUGCCGGAGAAAAAGCUAAAUUUGGCCAACCCGAAAUUCUCUUGGGUACUAUACCCGGUGCAGGUGGUACCCAAAGACUCCCCAGGGCUGUAGGAAAGUCAAAAGCAAUGGAAAUGGUACUAACUGGAAACCAAGUAAACGCACAAGAAGCAGAGAAAAUGGGACUUGUAAGUAAAGUUUUUCCACCUGAAAAACUUCUUGAAGAAACGAUCAAGCUAGGAGAAAAAAUAGCAUCAAACUCCCAGCUCAUAAAUGGACUUUGCAAAGAAGCUGUAAACACAGCUUUCGAAUCAACUCUACAGGAAGGUCUUCAUUUCGAAAAAAGGACAUUCCACGGUACUUUUGCCACUGAAGAUCGUAGGGAAGGAAUGAAUGCUUUUGUUAAUAAGAGGGCAGCCAACUUCAAAAACGAAUAAAUGUUAUUGUUACUAAUACAUUUUGUAAAUUGUU
Messenger RNA from Harmonia axyridis, 1072 nucleotides. RefSeq names its product enoyl-CoA hydratase, mitochondrial (gene Echs1). The record is from RefSeq and is a predicted model, not a curated record. Gene Ontology annotation, biological process: fatty acid beta-oxidation. Gene Ontology annotation, cellular component: mitochondrion. NCBI's taxonomy places the organism in Eukaryota, Metazoa, Arthropoda, Insecta, Coleoptera, Coccinellidae. Bases 157 to 1038 code for a protein of 293 amino acids. The transcript has 4 exons. Gene Ontology annotation, molecular function: enoyl-CoA hydratase activity.